AUGACCCAUGGUUCCUGCCUCCCAGGGCUGUGUCUGAGCUGGAGAAUCAGCACCCAGAAGUGUGAGUCCUCCCUUCACUGCCCCAGGGUCACCCUCGAGGUCCCCAGGAGGUCAACACCACUGGGAAAACUGGGAGUGGGUGGGGCUGUUGCUGGUGGGAGGGGGCUGGGGAGGGGUCCUUCUGGAAACUCAGGUUCUGAUUCCCUUCCAGAGGCACUGACCAGGCCCAGCAUCUGGGCAGAGCCCGACUCCAGGAUUCCAGAGGGGAAGCCGGCAGCCAUCUGGUGCCAGGGGCUCCCCGGGGCCGAGGAGUACCAGCUGCGCUCCGAGGGGGGCCUCUCUGCCUGGGGGAGACCUGAGCAACCCAGAGGGAGGGGCGGAGUCCGGUUCCCCAUCGCGGCCAUGACCUCGCGCACUGCAGGGCGCUACCGCUGCUUCUGCCCCAGCGGGGAGCUCUGGUCAGAGCCCAGCAAGCCCCUGGAUCUGGUGGUCACCGGUGAGUCUGCCCGCUGCCAUGCAGUGAUGGGGGCAGGUGGCAGCCCCAUCGGGCCACGCUCUGCAGGUGUCAGAACGGGGGCUGCUUCCUCUGGGAGGAGCCUGUGUUGCAGGGGUGGAGCCUGGGAGGCAGGAAGACACCAGCCACCUUCACAUGCAGGAAUGUACGACACGCCCACCCUAUGGGUUCAACCAGUGCCCAAGGUUACCUCAGGAGAGAAUGUGACCUUCUACUGCCAGCUAGAGAUGGUGACCAACACUUUCUUCCUGCUCCAGGAAGGCCGGCCCAGCCACACACAGGGCAGCCAUGGGGCGGUGCCAGCGGAGUUCCCCAUGGGCCCUGUGACCUGGGCACACACAGGCACAUACAGGUGUUUUGGCGCAUAUAGCGGCCAUGUGUGGUCCUUCCCCAGUGAGCCCAUGAAGCUCAUGGUCACAGGUGAGGAAGCUCCCAGUUCCCAUGUCCUCCCUGGGCAUCUAAAGAAACCCCAGGGUCCUGUCGAAGGGACAUCCACCCCAGAGUGCCAGGGAAGGAGAAUGUAGGGAGCAGAGGAAGCCCCCAGCCCCAACCUGUCCUCUUCAUCUCCGUCUCCAGAUGUGGGAGACCCCAGUCUGGAACCCACAGACCCCGCCCCUGCUCCUGGUGAGUAGCUUGCUCCUCCAUACUUGGGAGAGCUGGAGCCUUCCUGUGUGUGCCCGUGGUUGCCGUGGGCUUCCCCGCCUGCACAGUGCAGUGCAGGUGCCCCAGGUGUGGUGGUGUUCAGUGCCCACAGUCCGCUGGCAGUGAAACCCACACCCGACCUCUCAUGCUGGUCCAUAUGCAGAACGCAUGUGCACUAGGGACAUGAUGAGAAGUUACCCAGAGCUUGUGUCUCUGGGGCCCGUGACACGCAGGGAAUCUUGUGUUUAAGCAUGAACACAGUCUCCAGGAGACCUCACUGUGUGUAUGGGAAUAUUCCAAAUCCCAGGACAAGCCCAUCUGGAGCACUUACUGUCCCUAGCAUUUUGGAUAAGGGACGGGCAACCCAUACAGCAGUGCCCGUCAACCAGAAAAACCUCCUGGUCUCUGGGGCACAAGCAUUCCGGCCAGAGUGGAUGGAGCAUCCAUGGGUGGGUGUUGGGAGAGAGAAAUGUGUUAUAUGAGGGCAGUUCAGAGAGCUCAUGGAAAGUGCAGGGGUAAAAGGACUGGGCCAUCUUCUGCUGCUUUCCCAGGCACAUUAGCAGGGAGCUGGAGAGAAGUGGAGCAGCGGGGACUCGAACCGGUUCCCAUAUGGGGUGCUGGUGCUAUAGGCGGAGGCUUUAGCCCAUUACACCACAGCGCUGGCCCCAUAAACUUCUCUUUUAACUCCGUGUCCUGUGAAGUUUUAGAAGCCCCCUGGCAUCGCACACAAGGACCGCUGGUGACCUGGAAGGGGGACCCUGGAGGGCUAAGCAGGGUCGCCUGGCUGGGCACACGCAGGAGACAUCUGGGUGAACACUGGCCGACUGAGCCCGUUAGUCGAUUGGUUCUCAGAACGAAGAGAUUUCCAUAAAGAGAGGGGGCGACCCAGCAGUGCCGGAAGUCAGGAAAGGGACCCGGUGACAAGGGACUGGGCAGGAGGCUGGUGGGAGGGGGUGGCUCAGGACACCCAGGGGACCGCCAGGCUUUGGAUUUGACGCCGUGUGUGGAGAAAGACCCGCAUGAGGGGGGCGCAGAUCCCCAGUCGGUGUGCGAUACGCAUGCGCAAUAGUACAAUGCCAGCUUCUGCCUGGGGUCUGGGGGCCCUGCCCGUGGGGUGAGGCCGCUGGGACCCCUGUGAGGUGUGGGGUGGAGAGGCUGGGUGGGCAGAAGCCAAGGCCGAUCCUCCCUUCCCACAGCAGGCUCUCGGGAACCCCGUCUUGGAACCACAGUGUCCAGAGUCCAGGACGCCCCAGCCGCCUGGGAUCACACCGCCCAGAACCUCCUGCGGAUCGGCCUGGCUGUCCUGGUCCUGGUGGCUCUGACGUGGCUCUUGGCUGAAGACUGGCUCUGCAGGUGGAGGACCCAGGAGGGAGCUGGCCGUGCCCAGGCCGGCAUGGACUGCGACGUCUGUGCUGUGCCGCAGAGCGGGGUCACCUGCACGGAGUGGGGUGCGGGGGUGGAGGUGACGGCCUGCUGAGGCAGAUCUGCUCCUUGGUGUGUGCACCUGCUCGGCCACCACUGCCCCACUCUGGUCUCCCCUGACAAAGCAAACAGCCCUGUCCUCCAUAGCAAGGCUGCGGCUGAAACUUCACGCACACUCGGAGCACAGUUUGGGUUUCCAUGAACUAUUUGAUGUCGCUUCAGGGCUGCUUCCCGUCGUGGGCUUUGUCCUGAUCUCUCCCUCCCUUGGCCUGUAGGAUGCCCCCCCAAUCUCUUUCCCGCCGCUGUACCCGAGUGGCACAGGCUGGGUGACAGACAGAGGCUCAUUUCUGCUACCCUGGAAGUCCAGUGAUGAUCACCCAGGGCGAGGGAUGGACCAAGGCACUCCCUGAGACCGGGGGCUUCCCUCCUCCCCUCGUGCUGAGACCACAGCUCGGGACCCCAGACCUGUCCUCCAGGGCCCUUUGUGCCCAAUGAGGUGGGGAAGGGAGUUACCUGGUGGCCCUGGAGUCUGCAGCCCUGGCACAGCCCAAGUGCCAGAGCUUCUCCCACCCCGGCUGGGUCUCACCGACAGUGGUA
This is a messenger RNA of Oryctolagus cuniculus (rabbit), 3175 nucleotides long. NCBI's taxonomy places the organism in Eukaryota, Metazoa, Chordata, Mammalia, Lagomorpha, Leporidae. The record is from RefSeq and is a predicted model, not a curated record.